Peniophora sp. CBMAI 1063 is the source of this 4128-nucleotide messenger RNA. The record is from the annotation of a GenBank genome assembly. Lineage: Eukaryota; Fungi; Basidiomycota; Agaricomycetes; Russulales; Peniophoraceae.
AUGUCACAUAGGCUCGGGGAGCCGUACUCGACCAAGAAUCCCAUCCCGAAGAUCACCACUGGUCUUCGGGGACUCGUGAACCCGCAGGCGGCGACAGAGGCCAAGGCACGCCAGAUGCAAGAUGCCGACACCGGCAUUGCUGAGGAGCACGAGGACGCACAACAGCAGGAGAACAGGACAGACGAAAUGCAGGAGGGCAAGAGCGUUCUCGUCCGCGACCCUACAACUGGCAGCGACGUCCAUAUUCAGAACGCAAGAGACUUCGCCCACGAAGGCGAGAAUGUCUUGAAACUGGCCAUGCCGGAACCAGACUGGGACCAACACUACGACUACGUUCGCGAGGUUGCUUUCAACUCAAUCCGAAACUUGGCUAUCGUCUUCUCUGCUUCCUUCAUAUGCUCGCUCGUUCUACCAUUACCUCGUUGGAUUCUCUACCCGCUCGUCGUCAUCCCUCCGCUUGUGGCGACGCCAACUUUCAUGAAUAUCGUUCGCAACGCCUCGCGUGAAGACGCAGAGUCCAGGGUCUGGUGGUCCGAACGCAUACGCGGACUUCGCGCCGGCGAAGAUGUCGACAACGAUGGAGACGUCGAGACUGAGGAGCGCAUGCGAGAAAGUGCCGAGUGGACGAAUAACCUGCUCUCGGGAGUUUGGCCAAUAUUAAACCCCAGCCUAUUCGACUCUCUGGUCGACAUGUUGGAGGACAUUAUGCAAGGCUCCAUGCCAACCUUCGUUCACAACGUGCGCAUUUCUGACCUCGGCUUGGGCAAAUUGCCAAUACGAAUCACGUCGGUUCGGGCGUUACCGGACUCGUCAAACGACAACGCUCUUCAGAAACUUAGCGAGGAGGAUCGCGAGCAACUGACGGGUGACCACAUCAACCUCGAGAUCUCCUUCGCGUAUCAUGCUGCACCCAGUGGUAGCUCGGCCUCAAGCAAGGCGCAGAACAUUCAUCUAUUGAUUGACUUCUUCACGGGCGUGAAGGAAGUCUGGGGGUUCAGCUUCCCGGUAUGGGUGGAGCUUAAGGGUAUCGUCGGCACUGCGCGUGUUCGCAUGCAGCUUAUCCCCGACCCUCCUUUCGUCAAAACGACCCUGAUCACCCUGCUCGGUUUACCGCACAUUCAGCCCUCUGUCACAGCUCUGUCGCGGGCGCUACCGAAUAUUAUGAACCUUCCUGUCAUCUCUGGUUUCGUGUCUUCUGCACUCGACACAGCUGCUGCUGAGUACGUCGCACCGAAGAGUCUCAUUCUGGACGUUCAACGCCUUCUCGGCGGCGGCGACGUCCAGAAGGAUACGACUGCCCUCGGCGUCCUCGUCGUCCACAUCCACCGCGCAAUCGGUAUUCAGGGCAUGGAUAAUGACGGCGGAUCGGCAGACCCAUACGUGACGCUCACAUAUACCCGCCUGGGCAAGCCCUUGUUUUCGACUCGCAUCAUCAAGAGCGACCUCAACCCCAUCUUCGAGGAAACAGCGGCGCUCCCUAUCGAUCUCAAUGUGCUUAAGCUCGACGAGCGGCUCAGCCUCCAACUAUGGGACUCGGAUCGGAGCAGCGCUGAUGAUAUGCUGGGAUACGUCGAGGUCGACAUUCUCGAACUCGUGAAGGACAAGAACAACGCCCAUCGUCGCAUCGGCCAUCUGAUCUCACCUGAUAAACGCGACCGUCCAGGAAAGCUCGAGUUUACGGUUGGCUACUACGCUAAACUCCCACCGAACCCCAAGGCCCGCAAGCAGCCGGGUGACGCGCCCGGACGUGACCCUGGUCUCCCAGAAGACCUCAACAUUCCUCGGGACCCGGACAACCAGGACGACACGGCCAUCGGCGAGAUCGAGAAGGCGGUUCUGCGCUGUCCUCCCGACGACGAAUGGGUCAGCGGAUUGCUUGCUGUCCAGAUCCACGAGGUCCGCGACUUGGAUGUUGGACGUGGCGGGUACGUUGACCAGGGGACGGGCAAAAUGGGGCUGGGUAUUAAGGAGCAUAUGAAGAGCGCUGUCGGACUUGCCGAGACCGAGGGACAGAAGGGCUCCGACGAGCAGGGUAUGGAUGAACAAAGCGAGGACUUGCCCUCAAGCUACUGCACGAUCUCUCUCAACGAUGAGAUGGUCUACAAGACUCGUGUCAAGCCCAUCACGAGCUCGCCCAUCUUCAACGCUGGUACGGAGAGGUUCGUUACAGACUGGCGUACUGCGCACGUCGCUGUCAAGGUCAUGGAUUCGCGCGUGCGGGAGAACGACGCUGUGCUCGGCAUUGUCUUCCUGAAGCUUUCCGAACUAUUUGUCAAUGCAUCGCAGCUCACGCGCGUCUACCAUCUGGAACACGGUGUGGGCCAUGGUCGCGCUCGGAUCUCAGUACUGUUCCGACCUGUUGCGGCAAAACUCCCGCCCGCCCUUCGCGGUUUCAACACCUGCACUGUUCGCGUCGGCUCGGCCGCCAUCACGAAUCUCACCAACAAUGGUGAAGGGCUGAACCUGGCGAAAUGCGAGCUCCGCCUCAAGUCGACGACAGGCGGUGGAGAGAACAAAGCUGCACGCCGCCCAUCUGGCGAUCUUGUCUGGCAAGCUGAGGAUACCGAUCUCACCGAGAUUCCCGUGCGUUCACGCUUCGGUGCCGCGCUCGUGUUCUCGCUUAAGCCGGGAGGCUUGCAUCGCGGCAAGGCAGCUAUGACUGUGCUCUGGAUGCGCGACCUCGUCGAUGGCGUACGCGCCACCUUCGAGCUACCUGUGUGGGUUGAGAAGCACAACGGAGCAUUCUCCCGCCUCAAGCAGAACUACGUACCCCUGAGCGGUGAUCUUUCGGACUGGGAUGAAGACAAGGAGAAGCUCGAGCGUGUUGGUACUCUCAAGGUCGACCUUGAAGUCGUACCGGGCAUGAGCUCCGAACAUCGAGCGCGGAUGGGUGAUGAGGGUGGCGUUCGGAUGGGCGAGGAGAUCGGUCGUGUGCAGCGUGCCGGAGGCCGCGAACAUGUUGGACGAGUCCCGCCAGACCAUGAGAAGAGCAUCGGCGCUUCAUCGCAAGGCUCAGAUCAAACGACCACCGGGCCUACGCAACCUACCGCGGACCCCUCUCAUGCUGCGACGGUUGGCCAUGGCUCGCGCGCCUCGGCCGCUGCCACCGAAGCUAGUCAUGGCACCAGCGAGCCGUACUCGACUGCGACGCAGGACGGACACAGCCCGCUCACCGCUAGCAGCGGCAGGAACACGGGCGGCACGAGCGAGCCUCCGUUCUCGACUAUCGCAACUACCGGUCACACCCCACGAAGCAGUGGCAAGAACACGGGCACACAGGGCACUAGCGAGCCGCCGUCUUCCGCUGUCGCUACGACAGGCCAUACCCCGCGAAGUAGCGGUCGAAAGACGGGCACGCAGAAUAGCGAGCCGACAUCCUCGGCCGUUGCCACUACUGGACACGGAGGCCCGAACAACGCCGGUAGCGCUGGACGCGGCACUGGUGGAACGGACUACUCUACGCGCGCCUCAGUCGGCCAUGGCCAGCGCUGGCAUGACAGCGCUAGCAUGGUGCUCUCCCCAGCCUCGCUGAGCCAGGCGUCGCUGCAACACCGCCAGUCAAGCGGUUUGUCGGCAGGGCACAGUUCGGUUAACGCGACGGCUGGACAUGGAACAGCGACGCGCCCGAGCAUACCGGAGAGCACGUCGCCGGGCUUCAACUCGCUUGACGGUACGGAUGGGCAUGGCACGCCCGCCGACGAAAAUAUGGGUAAUACGUUCGUGCCUGACGAUGUUGAGCCCGAGAUUCAGCGUCAACCUGGCGAACGAGAUAGCCCUGGCGGGAGCACAGACGGAGGAAGUUCAAGUUGGGUCGCGGACGGCUACGAUGUCAGAGGCCAGGAUGGCGAUGGACAUGCAGACGGAAAUGCGGAUGGACACGUCGAUGAUGAAGACGAAGACGAUGAGGACGGUGACGAGCAGGACGGCAAGACGAAGAACCCGAUCAAGAAGCUCAAGAACUGGAAGCAGAACCAGCGCGAGCUCGGGCAGGAGCACCGCGGCGCGAUGCAGGCUAAGCCGGUGCGCACGGCUGUGUGGAUCAAGGAUAAGGUCGAGGCGAGUGUGCACUCUGCCAAGGACCGCUUCUCCAUGGAGGCUCAGCAGCCGGAUCUCGAGACAGAGGUUUGA